Messenger RNA from Prorocentrum cordatum, 771 nucleotides. The record is from the annotation of a GenBank genome assembly. NCBI's taxonomy places the organism in Eukaryota, Dinophyceae, Prorocentrales, Prorocentraceae.
AUGGCCGCCUCCUCGCCGCCGUCCACCGCCCCGCCGCCGCCGCCCGGGGAGGGCCAGGGGGACCUCGGCAUGCACCGCGACAUCGUGCGGCAUCAACCAGCUGGUGGAGGCGAUGAUCCUUGGCCCAAGCACAACUCGGAGACCAAGGUGGGCAAGGAGAUCCAGAAGCUCAAGAGCAAGAUGGAUCAGAUGAGCGGCAAGAUCGGGCGAGUUGCCGAGAUGCUGGACCGCCUGGAGUCCAAGAACGCGGGCCUCCUCAAGACCGACCUGCAGAAGAGCAUCGCGAAGCUCGAGGAGGUCUGGGAGGGUGAGGUCGGAGCGCUGAAGCACGAGCUGUGGCAGACGAUCCAGGCGCACAACCACAACGCCGACCUCCUGAAGCACCACAAGGACGCGAUCGACCAGGUUCAGAACAGCAUCAGCGAGGCAGCUCCGAACCCCGAGCUCGAGCAGGUGCACGCGCAGCUUGUCCAGGUAGAUAAGGUCAUGCAGCGGGAGCACGCCAAGGAGCAGCAGAUAGACCAGCUCCUGCAGCGGGUCUCCGUCGUGCAGCAGCAGCUCGCCGCCGGCGUGGGGGGCUGGUCCGCCCCGGGGGCCGCCUUCCUGGCCGCGGCCGGGGCCGGGGCCCCCCGGCCGGCGGCCGGCGCAGCGGCCAAGAAGGCCCCGCAGAGGAAGGCCCCGAAGGCCGGGAAGGUGCCGAAGGCCGGAGGCCCCGCCAUCCCGCCGAACCUCCGCGCCGAGGCGCCCGAAUUCGUGCCGGGCGCGGGCUGA